GGAGCAUUCAGUUCUAUAAUAUUGUCAACAUUAAAAUAUAUUUUUAAAAAACUUUAUUUUUUAAAUAAGAAAAGUGUGUAAUAAUAAUAUAAAAAAAUGAAGAUAAACGAGAAGAAUAUGAUGGCAUUUGCUACAUCUGCAACACCUGUAGAUCGAGAAGGUUGGCUAAAUAAACGAGGAGAAAUGAAUAAAGGUUAUCAACGACGAUGGUUUGUCUUAAAAGGAAAUAUUUUAUUUUAUUUCGAUCGUCGUGGUGACAAAGAGCCAGUUGGAAUGAUAGUUCUUGAAGGAUGUACUGUAGAAUUAGCAGAAGAUGAGGAACAAUUUGGUUUUAAAAUUGUGUUUCAUGGACCCAACAACCGUAGUUAUGGCCUUGGAGCAGACUCACAGGAUUCUAUGGAGCAAUGGAUGAAAGCUUUAGCAUGCGCCAGUUAUGAUUACAUGAAGUUGAUGGUUGCUGAACUUCAGAGACAACUUGAUGCUGUUGAAGAAGAUAAUUCAGAAUUAGCUGAAGUAACAGAAUCACCUAAACCACCACCAAGAACCCGACACAAUCCAUUUAAUAGACCAGAGUCUCAUCAGAGAUCUCAAAGUAUUAGAUCAGCACCGGGCAGAACUGAAAAUAUCCCACGAACUCGAGUUACCUUUCGUGAACUUCAUAAUGCUUACGGCAGACGAAUUUUGGCAGAUAUAAAUCAGUGGAAGCAUAUAAAAAGGUCAGCAGAAGCUCCACUCAUUACUUUCUAGUAAUUUUUUUAUUACUGUAAAGUUUGUGAAUAGCUGAAAAAUAUUGAAAGUAAUUUAUGAGAAUUUUCAUUCCAUAAAGUGCUUUUUUAUGAAUUUUUCUACAUGCCUACUUAUUACUAGCACUUGUCUAAUUGACAUUCUCAACGAUUUAGCUUUAUUUUAUUAAUUCUUAAUUACAUUUAUUGCUCGGUAAAGUUAUCAUAAUAUUUUUGGUUGAAGGUUUUUAAGUGAUUUCUAAUUGUGACAUUACACUUAAUGUCGUGUCACAUAUUAUGAAACAAUUAGAUAAUUCAUGAAUUCUAAAAAUAAAUGCAAAAUGUAUAUUAUUCUAUUAAUUAAGUAGCUUAUUAGAUGACA
Chelonus insularis is the source of this 1104-nucleotide messenger RNA. Its product is annotated as sesquipedalian-1-like. Gene Ontology annotation, cellular component: recycling endosome; early endosome; trans-Golgi network. Gene Ontology annotation, biological process: receptor recycling; endosome organization; retrograde transport, endosome to Golgi. The record is from RefSeq and is a predicted model, not a curated record. The transcript is spliced from 2 exons. Lineage: Eukaryota; Metazoa; Arthropoda; Insecta; Hymenoptera; Braconidae. The coding region runs from base 97 to 747 and encodes 216 amino acids.